UGGCCUUCCAAAAUUAUGUAGAGUUCAAAUAUCUUGCUCUACUCGUACCAACUUAUUGAAAAAAUCAUUUAAUUCAAGAAGUUCAGUGGUUCCAAGAUUAGCUUUUGGCAAAAGUUGUAAAGAGAGAAAUCUUAGCACUACAGUGUACCGUAACGUGGCCGAGAAAAAAAAACAUGAUAUUUAUGCUGUUUCAAUUAGUAAGCCUGGAAUGGCACCUCCAGUUUCUGACACUGAAGCUAUCCUGAAAGGACUUUCUGAUUCAAUCGCGGGACACGAGGAAGGACAAAUUGAGUCAGCCGAUCCACAAGAGUAUUCAAAACAAGGAUUUACAAUAAACUUCGGUCCUCAGCAUCCUGCUGCACAUGGUGUUCUUAGGAUGAUUUUAGAAUUAAAGGGAGAAGAAAUUGUUCGGGCAGAUCCACAUAUAGGGCUACUACAUCGAGGAACUGAAAAAUUGAUUGAAUAUAAAACUUAUUUGCAAGCUUUACCUUAUUUUGAUCGUCUGGAUUAUGUCUCAAUGAUGACCAACGAACAAUGCUAUUCAUUGGCAGUGGAGAAGUUGUUAAACAUUGAGGUUCCUGAACGUGCAAAAUAUAUUCGUACUUUGUUCGGAGAGAUUACAAGGAUUUUGAAUCAUAUUAUGGCGCUUAUGUCACACGCUCUCGACAUUGGAGCGCUAACGCCUUUCUUGUGGAUGUUUGAGGAACGUGAAAAGUUAAUGGAAUAUUAUGAACGUGUAUCUGGAGCUCGUAUGCAUGCCGCUUAUGUGCGUCCUGGUGGUGUCGCACAAGACAUGCCUCUAGGUUUAAUGGAAGAUAUAUAUCAGUGGUCUACUCAAUUUUCUUCACGUAUCGACGAAACGGAAGAAUUAUUAACCAAUAAUCGCAUUUGGAUAAAUCGCACAAAGGACGUUGGUAUAGUUACAGUUCAAGAUGCUUUGGAUUACAGUUUCUCUGGAGUGAUGUUACGUGGAUCUGGAGUUAAAUGGGAUUUGCGCAAAGUUCAACCAUAUGAUGCAUACGAACAUGUUGAAUUUGACGUACCAGUUGGCACUACGGGUGACUGUUAUGAUAGAUACCUUUGUCGUGUUGAAGAGAUGAGACAAAGUUUGAGAAUUAUACAUCAAUGCUUAAACAAAAUGCCUCCCGGACCUAUUAAAGUUGAUGAUUGGAAGAUAUCUCCACCAAAUAGAUCUUCUAUGAAAGAGAAUAUGGAAGCAUUGAUUCAUCAUUUUAAACUAUAUUCAGAAGGGUAUUCUGUUCCUCCUGGUGAAACAUAUACUGCAAUUGAAGCCCCAAAAGGAGAAUUUGGUGUUUACCUGGUUUCUGAUGGAACAAAUCGUCCAUACAGAUGUAAAAUCCGUGCGCCUGGUUUUGCUCAUCUUGCAGGUUCAGAUUUUAUGGCCCGCGGUCAUUACAUUCCCGAUAUGGUUACAGUGAUAGGAACUAUGGAUAUCGUAUUUGGAGAAGUAGACAGAUAA
Molecule: messenger RNA, 1480 nt
Organism: Acaulospora morrowiae
Lineage: Eukaryota; Fungi; Glomeromycota; Glomeromycetes; Diversisporales; Acaulosporaceae
Source: the annotation of a GenBank genome assembly